Molecule: messenger RNA, 549 nt
Organism: Candidula unifasciata
Lineage: Eukaryota; Metazoa; Mollusca; Gastropoda; Stylommatophora; Geomitridae
Source: the annotation of a GenBank genome assembly
AUGUGGACGGGAACAAGGAGGGAAAGAAACAUUAUGCACACACGUAAGAAAAACAAGAACACCAAGAACAACAAGAACACCAAGAAAAACAAGAACACAAAGAACAACAAGAACACAAAGAACAACAAGAACACAAAGAACAACAAGAACACAAAGAACACAAAGAACAACAAGAACACAAAGAACAACAAGAACACAAAGAACAACAAGAACACAAAGAACAACAAGAACACAAAGAACAACAAGAACACAAAGAACAACAAGAACACAAAGAACAACAAGAACACAAAGAACAACAAGAACACAAAGAACAACAAGAACACAAAGAACAACAAGAACACAAAGAACAACAAGAACACAAAGAACAACAAGAACACAAAGAACAACAAGAACACCAAGAACAACAAGAACACCAAGAACAACAAGAACACCAAGAACAACAAGAACACCAAGAACAACAAGAACACCAAGAACAACAAGAACACAAAGAACAACAAGAACCAUAAGAACAAGAAGAAGAAGGUAACAAUCUCUAGGUCUCUUGUGUGA